This is a messenger RNA of Ichthyophthirius multifiliis, 402 nucleotides long. RefSeq lists its product as hypothetical. Lineage: Eukaryota; Ciliophora; Oligohymenophorea; Hymenostomatida. The record is from RefSeq and is a predicted model, not a curated record. The transcript has a single exon.
AUGAUAAUAAUAGUUUAGAAAGUUUAGAAAGUAAUGUUUUAAACUGUAGACCAAUUCCCGUUUGUAAUAGUAGUUGUUUGUAAUGUAAAUAAAAUGAUGAUGAAUGUAUAUUAUGCCCUAAUAAUUUAAUAUUAAGCGAUAAUAAAAAAUAAUGUAUUUGUCCAAAUAACACUGAACUUUCUGAGGAUAUGGAUAAUUAGUAAUGUGUAUGUUUAGGUAAUGGUACAGAAUUAAAUAAAGAAAAAAAUUAAUGUAUAUGUAAACAAGGAUUAGUUAUAAAUUAUAGAUUAUCUACCUAAACGAGACUUAUAUGUAGACGACUCCCUAUAUGUCAUGCUAGUUGUUUAUAAUGCUAAAAAAACGACGAAGAAUGUAUAAAAUGUCCUGAAGGAAUGUAUUUGA